AUGAACGGCGUGGGUAUUUUUUCUUAUCAUGGUGGGAAGGCACCGAGCCCGGGUGAGCAGCCACGAGCUGCCUCUUAUUUUUCCAACAUUUUGUCCUUUUCUGCUUCCUCCGGUGAGUCUCUCGCAGUGCUCCCGGCGCCUCGAGGAAACCAGUUAAGCGGUGAUGGCAGCAGCACGUUGCCCUUGCACGGAUCUCGAACGAAGGGUCUGAAGCAUCAUACAGAUAGUAGUGGGCCCUCCAUUAACUAUAAGACAAGCUGGAGGCCGUUACCAGAUAUCAAGGUCAAGAGGCGGGCCCCAUGGGGGAUGCAGCAACUGCGCGACUGA
Messenger RNA from Trypanosoma rangeli, 327 nucleotides. RefSeq lists its product as uncharacterized. The transcript has a single exon. NCBI's taxonomy places the organism in Eukaryota, Euglenozoa, Kinetoplastea, Trypanosomatida, Trypanosomatidae. The record is from RefSeq and is a predicted model, not a curated record. Bases 1 to 327 code for a protein of 108 amino acids.